ACAACUUCGGUGGGCUGCUCUGAUUUAAAAGCAAGCUGGCUUUAUCAAGGCAUGGGCAUAAGUGACCUAACACUGCAAACAAAAUGAUGCUUCUAGCUUCAGCUUUUUUUCUAACACUACUGCAGUGCUCUAAUGCCCAAAUUACACCUGCAGACUGCAACACCAUUGAAACAGAUGCAAGAGUGGCCCUGGAUUUGGUCAACAGACAUCGCAGAGAUGGUUAUGUUUUUGGUUUAUUCCGUGUUGCCAAUGCACAUGAACUACAUUUAGGAAAUUCAACGGUCCUCUACUUAACUUUGGAUGUGCUGGAAACUGAAUGCUCUGUCUUAUCCAGAAGACACUGGGAGUCCUGUGAAUACAGUGACACCUACCCAAUGGACUUUGGGCAAUGUAAGAUUAUCACAUAUACAAACCAUCUGCUGAAGAAACCUCAACUAUAUGGAUUUAAUUGUACAUUAAGUCCAGUUCCACCUGAUGUAGUAGAGUGCAAAGAUUGUCCAGUGAAACUUGAAGCCUUAGAAGUCACUGAGCAACAUAGAGAUAUUGCUAAAAAGGCCCUGAAGAAAUUCAACAGUGAAGGUAACCACACAAACAACUUUGCUGUGGAUAAAGUUGAAAGAAUUUUAAAGAUGACUGCCUCCCGUGAAGGUCACGUUUUGGGAUUCUCUAUAAAAGAGACCAACUGUUCCAAAUCUAUGCAGGAAACAGAUCAGGCAUUGGAAUGUGAUUUUCUGCAUGACUGGCAUGCUCACACAGGAUUCUGCAAGGCAAGAAUUAUCAGUGAUGCAGACGAAGCUGAUGGAACAGAUAUAAGCUGUGAAAUCUACCAUCCCUGGCACCAUGGCUGUGGGCGAAGAGGGAAAUAUUCAGCUCUGGGACAUCCACACAGACAUCCCCAUUGUCAUCAUCAUUUUGGUCACAGACAUCACCAUAAGCAUCACCACAGACAUGAAUGUCCUCCCUUUUCUCAGUCCAGACCUGAAGACCCUGAGCAUAACCCCAAAUCCAGCAAGGAAGAUCAAGACAACAAUAAAGGACUUUCUUCUCCCCCUCCUCCCCAUGAUGAACCAGACCACCACCAUCCUACUCCUCCUCCUCAUGGACCAGACCACCACCACCCUCCUCACCACCAUGGACCACCCUGUCCCCCUCCUCAUGGACCAGAUCAUGAUCAUCCUCCUCACCACCAUGGACCACCCUGUCCCCCUCCUCAUGGACCAGAUCACGACCAUCCUCCUCACCACCAUGGACCACCCUGUCCCCCUCCUCAUGGACCAGAUCACGACCAUCCUCCUCACCACCAUGGACCACCCUGUUCCCCUCCUCAUGGACCAGAUCAUGACCAUCCUCCUCACCACCAUGGACCACCCUGUCCCCCUCCUCACAGAUCAGGUCACCACCAUCCUCCUCACCAUCAUGGACCACACUGUAGCCCUCCUCCAGGACACCCUCCUCAUCACUGUCAUCACUAUCACAGACAACAUCACAACAAGACAAGCAUAUCAGGAAAGUAUUUUCCAUGCCAUGUAACAGGAGCUGUCUAUCGCAUCCCAGUUCUAAAUCAGCAGGAUUCUCUCACACCUCCCACUGCAAAUUUUCCUGAACUAUCCCAAUGCAACUUUCACUUUUCCAGCACUGGCUCAAAACUAAAGGAGAUGGAAGAAGCUCCAGGCUUUCCAGAUCACCCUGCACAAUCAAAAUCAUGCCCUGGAAAACCCAAACUUGACCUUCCAAAAAUUUUGCAUUUAUUUCCUCAUAGCUUUGUAACAGAAAAUUCUCCUAUAUGACUUCAGAGAAAGAUGUUCCUGGCUUGAUAAUUUCAAGGGUAAUCACAGUCCUACAGUCAAUGAAAGCAGCACAUGGAGAAGUGGGAAAAGCAUUCAGUUUCUAGGAAGGAGAAUCACUGAAAAUAAUCAUUAAGUAUUUCAACCUGCUUCUUCAUACUAGCUAUCUCAAGCUGCACUGUAACUAAAAGGCCCAAAAUUCUGAGUCCUUCAGAUAAUGUGAAGGGGUAAAAAUUUCCCCAGAAAAUAAUGCUCCUCCAGUUCUAAGAAAAAAGGAAGUUCUCCAAUAGAGCAAAAUAGAGCAUCAAAAAUCUUGCAUUUUUUUCAUCAUUCAUAAUUAUAAUGUACUUCUCCAAGGAAUCUGACCUAGAGGAAAUUUGAAUGCUUUCCAUAAAAAGUAAUCCAUGACACUACAUUCAAGCUUUAUACAGAUUUUAAAAAAAUAAAAAACAUGCAAGCAUUUUUUUCUUGA
Molecule: messenger RNA, 2256 nt
Organism: Pseudopodoces humilis (Tibetan ground-tit)
Lineage: Eukaryota; Metazoa; Chordata; Aves; Passeriformes; Paridae
Gene: HRG
Product: histidine rich glycoprotein
Biological process (GO): negative regulation of fibrinolysis; negative regulation of endopeptidase activity; regulation of platelet activation
Cellular component (GO): blood microparticle; extracellular region
Molecular function (GO): serine-type endopeptidase inhibitor activity; heparin binding; zinc ion binding
Source: RefSeq, a predicted model, not a curated record